Messenger RNA from Heterobilharzia americana, 1089 nucleotides. The record is from the annotation of a GenBank genome assembly. Lineage: Eukaryota; Metazoa; Platyhelminthes; Trematoda; Strigeidida; Schistosomatidae.
AUGAGUGAAAAUAUUUUCCCACAAAGCAUUUCAAGUACAUUUAAUUUUGAUAAUUCAUUUUCAACUACCAAUUUAAUACUGGCAACAAUGAAUUCUAAUGAUUCUACUGAGUAUUACGAAAAACAGAAACGACAAUUUAGUGGUGAACAGGAACAAGUGGAUGUAAUUCCCUCAGCAGCAGCAACAACAACAGUGACAGCAACAGCAGCAAAUAUUAUGAUGACAAAAACAGAUAGCAAAAUGGAUCAAAUAAGUUCAUAUUCAGAGUUCAACCAGAUUAAUAUUAGUAGAGGAAACUGUAGUAAUAACGGUAGCCAUGAAAGUAUUGAUAAUGUCCUCAAAGAAGUGACAGAAUCUCCACUGUCAUUAUCAUCAACGUUUUCAAUAACAAACGAAAAUAAAGAUUGUAAAACAACGAUUAACGCUAGUACCGCCAACACUAUGAAAGAUAGCAAUACCAUAGACCCUUUUGAUAGAUCACUACUGAAUUUUGUAAAUCACCCAACAAAUAAUACUGAACUUGAUAAAACUGCGAGGACAAUACAUCAGAAAAUGUCUGUAAAUAGUUUAAUUACCCCGAUGAAUUCCAGUCCUGGAAUAAAUUUCUUCCCAGAGGUAGUUAAUUGUAAAGCCGAUCGUAAUAGCAACAAUACAGUGCAUCAGACUGAACAGUUAGGCAGCCUUACGCAGACCACUUUGAAUGCAUUAUCUAUGGCUUACUCAUCCUUGAUUGCCAACGGAUUUUGCAGUUUAGGCAAUAAGUGUGACGACGUUUUCAGUUGCGACAAUAAGAAUGCUACUGAUGGACGGAGAGAAAAAUUUCAACCAGUUGUGCAAUAUCCUUCAAUUCCUAACUUACUUAAAUAUCGUUCAUUGGUGCCAAUAUCGGAAGCCCAAUCAGCAACAGUACCACAGUCCACAACAAUAUCACCAUCACCUACAACGCCAGCAUUGCCAUCCUCUAUAUUUUGGCCAACUCCUUAGCAAGAAUAAAUUCCGGAAGUUUAUCACACUCAGCCAACCCACCUGUUAGUGAUCCAGUCAACAGUAACAUCACUGGCAAUAAUAAGAGCUUUGCUAAUUGCAAAU